UGAAUGUCUCAUGUGUUCUCGUCCCGUUAUAUCGUUAGACGUUACAUUCAAUUACACAUUUUGUGUUUCGUGUACGUUUGACGGUUACGGUGUGUCUGAUUGAGAUUUCAAGCAUUCGCAUUUUCUGGUACCUGCGUGCACUUUCACAAUAUUCAAGUCACGUGUGAGCUUCAUAAUGAGUACCGACAGUAUUGAAAAACUGUAUAGGAACUUUGGCAUUCUUGCUGACGCUAAAGAUAAACUGGUACAACAUGAAAAGGAAUAUCUGGAAAUUCUGACAGCAGUUAAAGGAUCACCUAAGGAAAAACGGCUAGCAUCGCAAUUUAUUGCAAGAUUUUUCAAGCAUUUUCCAAAGCUAGCGGAUCAAGCUAUAGACGCUCAUUUAGAUUUAUGCGAAGAUGAAGAUAUGGCUAUUCGAAAACAAGCUAUUAAAGAUUUACCAGCACUUUGUAAAGACAAUAAAGAACAUACAGCACGAAUUGCAGAUAUCUUAGCACAAUUAUUACAAGCUGAGGAUUCUUCAGAAUUGGCAGUUGUACAUAACAGUAUUAUGUCACUUAUGAAAAGUGAUCCUAAAGGUACCUUAAGUGGAUUUUUUAGCCAAAUUAUUAGUGGCGACGAUGGAACGAGAGAACGUUGUAUAAAAUUUCUAGCUAUCAAGCUUAAAGCAAUAGGACAUGACAUUAUUACGAAAGAACCGGAAGAUUUGCUAAUUAUAGAAUGUAAAAAAGUAUUGCAGGAUGUGACUGCUGACGAAUUCCACAGUAUUAUGGAAAUUCUUGCAUGGACUAGAUUGGGAUCUACUAUCACUGGACAACAAGAAUUGGUUGAUAUUACGAUAGAACAAGCUGAAUUGUCUGUACCUUUUAAGCACACUAAUGUCGAACAGUGGAACAGAUUGGUUCAAUGUGUUAAACAUGCUCUUCCAUUCUUCAGUUCGCAGAUAGAUUCUUCAAAAUUUGUUUCAUACAUUUGUGUACAAGUUCUACCACAUUUGUCUUUGAUGACUUCUCCUGAUGAUAGAGAUAUACAAUUGGAACUGUUAAAGUUGCUUGCUGAAUUAACUGUAUUUUGUGGAACUAUUGAGAAACCCGAAGACAAGGUUCAACAGCUUUACAAUACUCUUAUUACCUAUAUGCCACUUCCUCCGGCUACAGAAAUUACAGAUGUACCAAAGUUACAAUUUAGUCAUGUGGAAUGUUUAAUGUACGCCUUUCAUAAGUUGUGUAAACAAACUCCUGAAUUUUUGAUAAAAGAUGCAGAGCAACUCAAAGAAUUCCGAUUAAGAUUACAAUAUUUUGCAAGAGGUAUUCAAGGUUAUAUAAAGAAAUUACGUGAAGCUAUUAGUGGAAAGACAGAAGAAGAAUUGAAAUCUGAAGAAAAUCAAUUGAAAGUUGUGGCAUUGAAAACAACCAACAAUAUCAAUACUUUAAUCAAAGAUCUGUUUCAUUCACCUCCUAGCUUUAAAAGUAUAAUACAUCUUUCGUGGAAAACGCCUUGUAACGACAAAAAGAGCGAUAAAAAUUCUGUCCAAAAAAGACAUACACCAAUCACAUUUGGAAAUGACAAUAGUUCGAACAAACGUAGUAAGGAAGAUAAAAACAGCAAAAGAGAAAUAUAUACGCCUCCCAGUGGCAAAUACAGUUCAACCAUAUCAAAUUACGGUCGUGGUAGAUUUAAAGGUAACAGACCUAGAGGAAGAGGUGGAUUCAGAACGAGAGGUCGUAGCUCAUGGCGAAAGAAUUUUUAUUAACUAUAAAAUUCCUUACAAAUGGAAGCAGCUAAAAUUAGAGUAACAAUAUUAAGCGCCUAUUUGUUUCCUGAUACCAACAAAGCGCGCUUUCAAAGAAGUUAUCACAAAAUUUAAUUUUUUAUUCAUCUUUAUCGCAACAUAUAACAAGUGAUAGUUUGAAGACUUUGAUAAAUUGCCAGAACAGAGAGGAAUCAGAAAAUCAAUAAUUUCCCAAGCAUUAUGAUAUGGGAAGAAGAUUUGGAGAAUGCAAUUGUAGCAUUAUAUGAAUAUUUUGUUUAAUUAUUGUAAUAUGAAUCGCAAUGAAAAUCCAAAAUAUUUCAGACAUUUAUUAUUAUAUAAAA
Messenger RNA from Mycetomoellerius zeteki, 2094 nucleotides. It is a transcript of the gene cass, whose product is annotated as apoptosis inhibitor cassowary. The record is from RefSeq and is a predicted model, not a curated record. Gene Ontology annotation, molecular function: RNA binding. The transcript has 9 exons. NCBI's taxonomy places the organism in Eukaryota, Metazoa, Arthropoda, Insecta, Hymenoptera, Formicidae. Gene Ontology annotation, cellular component: nucleus. The coding region runs from base 176 to 1753 and encodes 525 amino acids. Gene Ontology annotation, biological process: negative regulation of apoptotic process.